AUGUCGAACCUUCAGGCCUCAAAUUUGUUCUCGGUUCAGGGCCGGGUCGCGGUGAUCACCGGUGGAGGCAGCGGACUGGGCCGCAUCAUGGCCCGCGCCCUGGCCAUCAACGGUGCCUCCAAAGUCUUCGUCCUCGGCCGCCGUGAAGACGCCCUUCGCGAAACUGCCACCCAGGCGCCGUCCGGUAUCGUCAUCCCGGUUCAAUGCGACGUAACUUCGAAAGAGUCCCUGGAGUCAGCGUACUCCGCCGUCGCGGCACAUACAACCCAUGUGGAUAUCCUGUUCGCCAACAGUGGCAUCAUGGGUCCGAAGAUGCGCGAGACUCCGAAGUCGGACGGAUCCGUACCGUCUCUAUCCGAGGUCCGCGACGCGUUGUUUUCCAUCCCGAUGGAGGAGUUCACCAAGGUCAUGGAUGUGAAUGUGACGGGAGCAUACUACACUGCUUUGGCGUUUCUGCCCCUUCUUGAGGCCGCCAACAAGAGACGGCCUGCUGCGCAAGUUGGCGUCAUGUCUGCACCGACUGCUCAGGUGAUUAUCACAAGCUCCAUUGCGGGCUUCAACCGCAAGGUGCCUUUCAGUUAUGCCUAUAACGUGUCUAAGGCUGCCGUGACCCAUCUGGUCAAGGCAUUGUCGACCAAUCUUUUACCCUACCACAUCCGUGUCAAUGGCAUCGCCCCUGGAUUGUAUCAUUCCGACAUGGCCGACCAGAUCUUCAAGGACGGAGGAGUCGCGGGCGGCGGGGUCUCGGAUGGCUCACACCCGGCCUCUUUGAUUCCCCUGACUCGUAGCGGAAGUGAGGAAGACUUUGCUGGUCUGAUCAUCUGGAUGUCCAGUGCCUCUGGUGGCUAUAUCAAUGGUGCCAUGAUGCUUACCGAUGGUGGCCGUACUGCAUCGGUGCCGGCCACUUAUUGA
Penicillium cinerascens is the source of this 912-nucleotide messenger RNA. RefSeq names its product SDR family NAD(P)-dependent oxidoreductase. Bases 1 to 912 code for a protein of 303 amino acids. NCBI's taxonomy places the organism in Eukaryota, Fungi, Ascomycota, Eurotiomycetes, Eurotiales, Aspergillaceae. The transcript is spliced from 2 exons. Gene Ontology annotation, molecular function: oxidoreductase activity. The record is from RefSeq and is a predicted model, not a curated record.